AUCAAACCAUGGACCUGAGUGUGUGAGCUGAGUGACUACCAACCCAGCUGCGGGAGUUGAAGGAAAGUUGGAAGAACAAAGAGGACAGAAAUGGAUGAAAACCAGGGUUUCAAGAUUUGACACAGUAAAUUGCUGUUUUGGGGUUGACUACGAGAUGCAUGUCCACUUCUCGAAAGCUUCAUCGGGUCCCUUCCUCAUCAUAUACUUUUCUAUGCAAUCAUCAGUACAAGCAGCAGGCUGAAGUGGUUCGAUGCUUCCAUGCAUCACCUACAAUGUUUGGUGAGAUGAAGCUGGUGGAAGUGCCACCUUUUGCAGAGUCUAUCACAGAAGGUGACAUCAGGUGGAUGAAAGAAGUAGGGGACAGUGUUAGUGAGGAUGAACCUGUGGCAGAAAUUGAAACUGACAAGACAUCAAUGCCAGUGAAUUCCCCUGUUGCUGGUGUUGUUAGAGAGAUCAUGGUUGAGGAUGGAUCAACAGUCACUCCUGGUCAACCUAUUUGUAAAAUAGAGGCAGGAGCUGCUGGGGCUGCUCCUACCAAGAAGGAAUCUCCUGUUGAGGCCCCUGCUGUUGCUGCAGCAGCUGCCACAGCUGCUGUGGCAGCAGCUGCAACCAAGGCUCCAACACCACCUGCUGCUGCUGCAGCUGGUCCUAUUCCAAAAACUGCCCCACCAGCUGCCCCACCACCGGGAGCACCAUUGGCUUCAAUUCCUGUAGCGGCAAUCAAGCAUUCGUCUUUCAUCCAUCAGGCUGAGGUUAAGGUACCACCAGCAGACUAUAGCCAAGAAAUUAGUGGAACUCGUACUGAACAACGAGUGAAAAUGUCACGUAUGAGACAGCGUAUUGCUCAACGACUCAAAGAAGCACAGGACACCAAUGCAAUGUUAACUACCUUCAAUGAGUUGGAUAUGAGUAAUAUCAUGGAGCUUCGGAAGAGUGUUGGUGACCAAUUUUUAAAGAAACAUGGGAUCAAGUUGGGCUUUAUGUCUGCAUUUGUGAAGGCAUCUGCAUAUGCUCUCACCCAUCAACCUACAGUUAAUGCAGUCAUAGAUGGUAGUGAAAUUGUCUACAGGGAUUAUGUGGACAUUUCUGUUGCUGUGGCUACACCAAAGGGCCUGGUUGUACCAGUUCUCCGCAAUGUAGAGGGAAUGAACUACCUGGAUAUUGAGAAGGGUAUCAUGGAAUUGGGUGAAAAAGCCCGCACCGGAUCUCUGGCUGUAGAGGACAUGGAUGGUGGGACCUUCACUAUAAGCAAUGGAGGAGUAUUUGGUUCUCUGUUUGGUACUCCUAUUAUUAAUCCACCUCAGUCUGCCAUUUUGGGUAUGCAUGGCAUAUUUGAUCGGCCAGUAGCAAAGAAUGGACAGGUGGUGAUUAAGCCCAUGAUGUACAUCGCACUGACUUACGAUCAUCGACUCAUUGAUGGGAGGGAGGCAGUAACAUUUUUGAGGAAGAUCAAGCAGUCUGUUGAAGAUCCCAGAACCAUGCUUUGUGGACUUUAGAACAGCUUGUGUAAAAACUUGCCACUAACAAGUCAUAAAUCAUUGGUUAGUCUUGGCUUCAUGUAGUGAGUUGAUAUUUAUAAAGCUAUGUUAUACUGUAUAUCAUUUGCAAAUUUGUGCAGUUUGGAUUUUCAUUUAUUAUUUGUAAAAUGCUAAAUAGUGCACAAUUCUCACUUGAGAAAGGAAGAUUUUUUUGUCUUAAUCUACCUAAUUACAAUAACUUGCUAAUGGACACUGGCUUAUGGCAGGAAUUGUUAAAUGAUUUGGAAAUCAAAUGAUGAGUUAAUCUAUACUGUAUUAUAUUAAUUAUCACAAAGAAACAGAAAAACAGAAGAUUAUUCAGUCUUUUUCUCUGUAUUCUUGCUUCUGUGUGAAAAUUUAUAAUGUUGAGAUUCUUGUGCAAAUUGUGAAUAUGUUGCUCUAUUUUUAUAUUAUUUAUGACCUGAAGCUGGUUCUUGAAGGAUUAAGACUACUGAUUGUAGCAUAUCUUGUAUAUACUUGUAAUAUAUCAAACAUUUUUUGUUAUCAGUACAGUAACUGUUGGAACAUUGAAUCCUUCUCACCCUCUCAUGGCUUGCACCAAAUGCCUUCAUAUCCUGAGUAUUAAUACUGGUGAUAAACACAUAUUACUUCACAUAAUAAAUUUUUUUGCCAAUG
This is a messenger RNA of Cherax quadricarinatus, 2153 nucleotides long. The record is from RefSeq and is a predicted model, not a curated record. NCBI's taxonomy places the organism in Eukaryota, Metazoa, Arthropoda, Malacostraca, Decapoda, Parastacidae.